Molecule: messenger RNA, 1307 nt
Organism: Phacochoerus africanus (Common warthog)
Lineage: Eukaryota; Metazoa; Chordata; Mammalia; Artiodactyla; Suidae
Gene: DOHH
Product: deoxyhypusine hydroxylase
Exons: 5
Coding region: 326-1237 (303 amino acids)
Biological process (GO): peptidyl-hypusine biosynthetic process
Molecular function (GO): deoxyhypusine monooxygenase activity
Source: RefSeq, a predicted model, not a curated record
UGGAAGUUGCCCUUCCGCUUUCCUGAGGAAUGCUCAUAGACUCCGACUGACGUCUGAGUAUGAACUCUGGCACAGGUGAUAACUCGCGCUUCCGUAUCUCCUCAUUCUGUGGAGCCUCUGACUGGAUUUCCACCCCCCCGGUGCUGCGUUGGUGUCGUCCGACCCGGUCACGUGGGUGAUAAGAUGGCGGCCCCCAGAGCGCUCAGUGAGCGUCGAGGUUGGUGAAGAGGUGGUGGCAGCGGCGGGGGCCGGACGGUCUGGUCCUCCAGUCCCUGAGUCCCCUGCUUUAGCCUAAGCCCAGCAACUUGAGGAAGGCAGCAGCAUCAUGGUGACAGAGCAAGAGGUGGAGGCAGUGGGGCAGACGCUAGUGGACCCUGGGCAGCCCCUGCAGGCCCGCUUCCGGGCCCUGUUCACGCUUCGAGGGCUGGGAGGUCCAGGAGCCAUCACCUGGAUCAGUCAGGCCUUCGGUGAUGACUCGGCACUGCUCAAGCAUGAGCUGGCCUACUGCCUGGGCCAGAUGCAGGACUCUCGGGCUAUCCCCGUGUUAGUGGAUGUGCUCCGUGACACCUGCCAGGAGCCCAUGGUGCGCCAUGAGGCAGGGGAGGCCCUGGGGGCCAUUGGGAACCCGGAAGUUCUGGAGAUCCUGAAGCAGUACUCUACUGACCCUGUCGUUGAGGUGGCUGAGACCUGCCAGCUGGCUGUCCGGCGGCUGGAGUGGUUACAGCAGCACAGUGGGGAGCCUGUGGCUCAGGGGCCCUACCUCUCCGUGGACCCCGCUCCACCCGCCCAGGAGCGUGAUGUGGGCCAGCUUCGGGAGAUGCUGCUGGAUGAGGCCCAGCCACUCUUUGACCGAUACCGAGCCAUGUUUGCCCUGCGUGACAUUGGUGGCGAGGAGGCUGCCCUGGCGCUGGCUGAGGGCUUGCUCUGCGGCAGCGCCCUCUUCCGCCAUGAGAUCGGCUAUGUCCUGGGCCAGCUCCAGCACGAGGCGGCGGUGCCCCACCUGACGGCGGCCCUGGCACGACCGGCUGAGAGCCCCAUGGUGCGACACGAGUGCGCGGAGGCCCUGGGGGCCAUCGCCCAGCCCGCCUGCCUGGCUACCCUGCGGGCCUACGCGGCGGACCCCGAGCGCGUGGUGCGGGAGAGCUGUGAGGUGGCUCUGGACAUGUACGAGUAUGAAACGGGGCCAGCCUUCCAGUACGCGGAUGGGUUGGAGCAGCUGCGCGCACCCCCCUCCUGAAGCUUCACCGGGGUCUCCCCUGUGGACUUCGCAUUUAAAUGACCUCACGUAUAAACCACGUUGGAGUGAA